AUUAAUUUACUUGAAAAAUCAAUGAUUCCUGGAAAGAAGGGCUUCGAACGUAUUAAAUGGUGUUUUAAUAAUACAUUAAGUGAUCCAUUUCCAUUUCUUAUUUCUUAUGUGGAUUCCGUAACGCAAGAAACACAGAGAAUAAUAUUUCCGCCAACAUUUAAUGCCAAGAAACUCAAAAUUGAAUUUAAAUUUGAGAAAUUAAAUGAUUUUAUUUUCCCAGACAUGGAAGUCAUAAAGACCACAUCUCAGGAGGAUCAACGGAGAUCUGAUAUUGUAGAAAUUUAUGAUUGGCUUGGAAUGGCCUCGCUUCGAGCGCAAAGGAUUAGAUUGCAAGAUAAUGUUGAUCCUUAUAUAUCUGUUUAUACUCCUCCCGCUCCAUAUUUAAGUGGUAACGGAUCAUUAUUAUGUUGUGUUGGAUUUAUUCCCUCAUCAAUAAUUUUGUUUUUAUUCAAAUCUAUUUUUGACCAAUUUAGCAACUCAAAUACCCCUUGGAUUGCUUUAAAUGUUUGGGGCUUUAAAGAUUCACCAAUAUCAUGGAACAAGCAAGAGCAUGGCCAUUUUAUGAAUGGUGAAAAUAAUUAUAGUUUUUUAUUAUGGCCAGAUGGUGCUUAUAUUUUAUAUCAAGCACUUGGUGCUUAUGAUAGCUAUUCAUAA
Molecule: messenger RNA, 654 nt
Organism: Dentiscutata erythropus
Lineage: Eukaryota; Fungi; Glomeromycota; Glomeromycetes; Diversisporales; Gigasporaceae
Source: the annotation of a GenBank genome assembly